Messenger RNA from Carassius auratus (goldfish), 1701 nucleotides. RefSeq names its product solute carrier family 12 member 9. Gene Ontology annotation, biological process: cell volume homeostasis; chloride transmembrane transport; potassium ion homeostasis. The record is from RefSeq and is a predicted model, not a curated record. The transcript has 8 exons. The coding region runs from base 54 to 1397 and encodes 447 amino acids. Gene Ontology annotation, molecular function: potassium:chloride symporter activity. NCBI's taxonomy places the organism in Eukaryota, Metazoa, Chordata, Actinopteri, Cypriniformes, Cyprinidae. Gene Ontology annotation, cellular component: membrane.
ACACGGGGAAUCAUGUGACCGCAGCCGGAGAGGAAGCUUCAAUCACGGCGAACAUGUCUGAGCGGACGCCGCUGCUGCAUUACCGGCUCUCCGCCAGCGUCAACGAGUCCGGAGACCACCGGGAGACUCGGACCGGUAGAGAUGAGGACGAGCACCAGAGCCCCGCGGCUGUCCGACGGAAAACCGCCGCUAAACAGCCGCCCAAACUCAACAUAUUCUUCGGCGUGGUGAUCCCAACACUGCUGUCAAUGUUCAGUGUGGUGGUGUUCCUGCGGAUCGGUUUUGUUGUGGGUCAGUGUGGUCUUUAUCAGACUAUAGCAAUGCUGCUGGUGUCGUAUUUCAUCAUCAGUAUGACGGUUUUGUCGGUGUGUGCGAUCUCCACUAACGGAGCGCUGGACGCCGGAGGAGCGUAUUACAUGAUCAGUCGUGCUCUCGGCCCAGAGUUCGGUGGCAGCAUUGGCAUCAUGUUCUUUCUGGCGAACGUGUGCGGCUGUGCCUUCUUAGUGCUGGGACUGGUGGAGGCCGUGCUCACAACCUUCGGGAUUCCUGAAGAUGGCUCGUCGCUGUCUGCAUCUCGGUACAUGGUUCUGCCGACCGGUUACUGGUGGUCUUUCCUGUACGGCACGGUGGUUCUGCUGCUGUGUGUGUUCGUGUGUCUGAUCGGGGCUCAUAUCUAUGCUAAAGCCACCUUCCUCAUCUUCAUCAUUGUCAUGGUGUCUUUAGGGAGCAUUUUUAUCAGUUUCUUCAUCGUGCCGUUUAAAACCGUCCAGCUGCCUGGUCACAGGAACGCUUCCCUCGGGCCGACGAGCGCAAACUUCACCGGCUUUAAGUUAGAAUCUCUGAUGGGAAACGUGCAAGCUGACUACACAGUGGACUACUCCACUGGAGUCAUGAUGUCUUUCGCCACUGUUUUUGCGGUGAUGUUUAACGGCUGCACUGGAAUCAUGGCUGGAUCCAACAUGUCCGGUGAUCUGAAGAACCCGAGCUACUCCAUUCCUCGUGGAACCAUCACAGCCGUCGUUUUCACCUUCGUAAUCUAUAUCCUGCUGAGUAUACUGAUAUCCUGCACCUGUGACCGGGUCCUCCUCCAGCAGGAUUACGGUUUCCUCACAGACAUCAACGUCUGGCAUCCGUUCGUGACGAUCGGUGUUUACUCGUCCACGCUCUCGGCUGCCAUGAGUAACCUGAUCGGAGCGUCCCGUGUGCUCUUCGCUCUGGCUCGAGACGACCUGUUCGGACGCUUCCUGUCUCCAGCCAAACACACGUCUGCGAGCGGGAACCCCUGGGUGUCUGUGCUGAUCUCCUGGAUCCUCGUGCAGGUGAGCUUCAGGAAGAACAGAGGGACUGUCGGUCAGCUCGUGUCUGUGAAGAUGGUUCCUUUAGUCUUCGUGAGCUGAGGUUCAGCUGUAAACAUGUUCCUCCCACAUUCAUAUUUGCCACUCCUGCAACUAGAAUGCCCCACCCACAUCUACCAUGCCCCUCCCACACUCAACAUGCCCCGCCCAUAUCUGCCAUGCCCCUCCCACACUGAGCAGGCCCAAACCAUAUUUACCAUGCCCCUCCCACACUGAGCAUGCCCCGCCCAUAUCUGCCAUGCCCCUCCCACACUGGGCAUGUCCCCGCCCACAUUCAGAAUCUCUUUUGCCAUUUUUUAAUGGUGCUUCUGAAGGCAAUUGUUUUCUGCCAAAAGAAGAUCCACGG